AUGUUUUAAAAAAUGUCGAAAAUUGUAGGAUUAAACUUGGGAUUUAUUUCUAAUCGAUCAGAUAACUGUCAAUCAACGGUGGGCGGAGCCUAGCCAGAACGAGGCCUAAGCCAGCUACCUACAAUAAUUUGUGCCGAGUACACGGAGUAAACAACAGGAUGAGGGGGACGAGUACACACUUGGUUGUGCUCUGGAUUUUAACAUUACAGCUAUCCAUGGUAACUUGUACAGCAGUGUUCGAACUUAAAUUAUCAUUGUUUAAAAACGAGGAGGGAGUAAAUACAGACGGUAACUGUUGCAAUGGAUUUCGGACCGAUGGGAAGUGCAGUGAUACGUGCCGGACGUUUUUUUGGAUCUGUCUAACACACUAUCAAAAGAAGAUACCAGAUGAUGCCUCGUGUACAUUCGCCACGGUCACAACACCAAUUUUGGGAUCUAAUACAGUGAAUUUUAGUGCACAGCUUCCUGUGAAGUUUGACAAUCCGCUUGCGUUCUCUAUACCUUACUCCUGGCCGGGAACGUUUUCUCUGAUCGUCAACGCUUACCACGAUACGACGCUGACCGGACCCGCACAAGGAAGCCCCAGGGAACUCGUGUCGACCUUGAAGACACAGAGGUCAUUGGAUGCUGGAGAGACUUGGCUCUCUUUCACACACUCAACGAAAUACACGGAGCUGAACUACAGUUACAGGGUGUUGUGUGAUGACAACUACUAUGGUUCAAGAUGUUCCAAUUUUUGUCGACCAAGGAAUGACAUUUUUGGACACUACAAGUGUGAUGAGACGGGUCAGAAGGUGUGCGUGGACGGCUGGGAGGGUCCUUACUGCAACAAGGCAAUCUGUUUACCAGGUUGUCAUCCAGACAACGGCUUCUGUGACGCCCCGAGCGAAUGCAAAUGCCGAAUGGGAUACAAGGGCACUUACUGUGACCAGUGCGAGAAAUAUCCAGGAUGUAUGAACGGCACGUGCACAGAACCAUGGCAGUGUAUUUGUGAGGAAGGUUGGGGUGGACUCUUUUGCAAUCAAGAUCUAAAUUUCUGCACCCACCACUCGCCCUGUCGUAAUGGUGGUAUCUGUACCAACACUGGCCAGGGAAGUUACACAUGUACUUGUCAGCCCGGUUACAUGGGUACCAACUGCGAGAUCGAGAUGGACGAUUGUGAACAGCAGCCAUGUCAAAAUGGCGGCACAUGUCAAGACUCUGGGACAGGAUAUAAAUGUAAAUGUCCCGACGGUUUCACGGGCAGACGAUGUGACACUCUGGCGGUCUCGUGCGAGAACGAGCCAUGUCAGAACGGUGCUACAUGCGAAAACACGGAAACAAGCUACAGGUGCACGUGUGUGCCUGGAUACACGGGGUACAACUGCGACGCGGAGAUAAACGAAUGUGCAACUUACCCCUGUCAGAAUGAAGGCCGAUGCGUGGACGAAUUGAACGGUUACAGGUGUGUGUGCGCGGUCGGGUUCCAGGGCCAACAUUGUGAGGAGAACAUCAUUGACUGCAAGCAAAACACGUGCUUGAACGGAGGAACAUGCAUGGAUCGAGUGAACGGGUUCGAAUGUCGCUGUAUUCCCGGUUUUGUUGGAUCGCUUUGUCAGAAAGACGUUGACGACUGUGAGCUCCGACCAUGCUCCAAUGGUGGUACGUGCCACGACAAGGUCAAUGAUUUUUCAUGCGACUGUCUACCGGGUUUUACUGGCAAAGACUGUCGGAUAAUAAAGAAAGAAUGCGAUAACGAACCCUGCAAGAACGGUGGCAGCUGCAUGGAUCGCCUAAAUGACUAUCAAUGUUUGUGUGUGUCCGGUUUCUCUGGAAAGGAUUGUAGCGUUACGGAUGACACAACUCCUAUCAAAAACGGUUCAAUCGUGAAUGUGGUGAAUGAGAUUAAACAGACCGCCGAGAAGGAAAUAACGAUGAUGCAACUAGUACUAAUCGUGUGUCUUGGUGUUGGAAUACCACUGCUCCUUCUGAUCAUUGUAGUGAUUUUCUUUCUGUUGAGGAAGAGAAACCCUGCGACUGCAGAACCACAUUCAUUGGAGAAAGAGCAAAAUUUGCAGAACAGUCAUAUAAACAACAAACUCGAGUCGGCCAUAUUUACGACGGGCCCGCUUCCACAGAGUGGUUCUGGUGUGCCUAAUGUGAAAACCACAAAUGAGGACAAUGAUUUCAAUACUUUCAAACCAAACGCGAGUUAUUACGAAAAAUCAACAAAUAAGCAAUUUCUGUAUAGCAAAGACUUAAAUACAGAACAGUUCGCAAAGACUCCCCCUCCUCCCCCGCCUCCAAAAGACAUUAACAUAAAACAUAGUGAGUGUUAUGAAACAGACAACUCGUCCGGGAGUAACUCCAUAAAUGAUAUCAGUUGUUACAACACCGACAUACACAUAAUCGGGAGUUCUCGGACACUUAACAAAGACACAAAUAGACAAUCAGCCUCCAUAUUAGAGCAACACGCGCAGCACGUGCCUCCACCCCAUCCUGCGCACGUGCAUCGACAGUCGUUUUACUGUGACGAGGUGUUAGCGACGGCGGUAUAGCACGACCUCAGAUAGACACCUUUAUACAUUUCCAUGUCUCUUGCAAUAUACCAAUAUAAUUAAUAACUAUUCCUUGCUAAACAGAUAUGCAUAUUUUGGGAUUUUGAUUUAAAGUGCCUUUUUAUGUUUUUUUGUACAGUGAAAUUAAGCGCGAAAUAUUGUUUUUCAAAAUUUAGAUUUUGGAAUUGUGGAUGUUUCUGUCUCCUGGAGCAGUGCACUCAGAUAGGAAUUAGGCUAAAAGCCGGGUUAUGCAACAGCGCGUUCGCUGAGUGGACGGCCAGGCCGUUGUUUCUGUUGACAUAAAAGUGUGCUCCCACUUUGGACAAUGUGUAUGUGUUUGGUCCUCCAGAUAUCGGUGCUUGAGCCAUCUGUCAGUCUGGACACUGGCCUGCUUGACCACAUUGGAAAUAUCGGACAGUGUAUAAAGAUUAAAACGCUGGCGCACGAACUUGUGAUAACUUUGUCAAUCCAUCCAUUUAGUUUUAUUUAUUGGCUGAUUGUGUAGAACCGGAAGUGACUGGUUGCCCAGGUCACAUGACCAAAUAUGGCUGCCACGUUAAUUUUUCCGCUACUGCAUGGACAUUUCUUAAUUUUGUUGAAUCUUUGCAUGAAGACGUUUUGUUGAAAGUUGUGAAUGUGUUUUUGUGUGUGCGUGGAAGUGUUUGUUGAUUUUGAUCGAGUUGAAGAUUGUUUUGUGCAAGUGACGUUUAUAUAGUUAAUAAAUAAGCAGUAUUUAAUGACUUCCAGCCAACGCAUUUGAUAAAUAGGGCAUGCCGGGAUACAUUUUUGUAUAUCAUGGAUUUUGUUAAUUUUAUCAGAACCGAGCACUUGUUCAAUUCGUUGUUAAAGAAGCAAAAAUCUAUAGUCACUUAUUUAAGAAUAUUGAUGGAAAGGCUGCUUCUGUGUGUUUUAAUUUAUUGUGUAUUUAUUCCAUUGGUCAGCCGGUGAGAAUCCCGAACAAUUCCAGUGCUGGGAUUUACUUACUGAGGACAUUUUUAUGGAACCAAAGGCGCUCAUCAGUUUUAUUGAACAAAGAUCACCGAGAUCGUGUGCAUUUCGCUACUCGUUACUUAAAACUCCUUUCUAAGCUCUUUCUAUCCCUCAUUCAAAUCAUCCUGGGUAGUAACGUGCAACAUCUUCAUUUUUCAAAUCUCUUCAAGUCUCCGACGAAUGGGCGAGUUUGCACACGGUCUUGGUAAACGGGCGUGGCCAAAUCUAGCCAUGCUCUCUCCAUCAUUCCAAUACACGCAACAAGGGAACAAGGAUCGCUUGUCUCCAAAGUAGUUUUCAUAAUUUCAUCUGCUGGAGAGCCGUUGUUACAUAUCACAUUCGAAUUGUUCAUGUCCAUUUUCAUCGCUAUUUUCAUCACUUUCAUCUGAUGAAUUAGACGGUUGCUCCGUCGUUACGUUGGUUACAUAAGGGCGUGGCUUGUUGCCAUGGCGCCCGCGACUAAUUGCCUGUGAUGUUGUACAUAGAAUGUAUAUUUAUAGAAGAACCGGAUGUAUAUAUAUCUGUUGAUGCCAUUAUUAUCUAUUGGUAAUUCACACCAUCAUGAAAUAAUAAAAAGGUCACAAUUGACUAUUUUUCAAAGAA
Ylistrum balloti is the source of this 4130-nucleotide messenger RNA. Its product is annotated as delta-like protein D. Gene Ontology annotation, cellular component: membrane. NCBI's taxonomy places the organism in Eukaryota, Metazoa, Mollusca, Bivalvia, Pectinida, Pectinidae. The transcript has 10 exons. The record is from RefSeq and is a predicted model, not a curated record. Gene Ontology annotation, biological process: cell communication; Notch signaling pathway; multicellular organism development. Gene Ontology annotation, molecular function: calcium ion binding. Bases 159 to 2537 code for a protein of 792 amino acids.